Messenger RNA from Magallana angulata, 2246 nucleotides. RefSeq lists its product as uncharacterized. The transcript has a single exon. NCBI's taxonomy places the organism in Eukaryota, Metazoa, Mollusca, Bivalvia, Ostreida, Ostreidae. Bases 104 to 2194 code for a protein of 696 amino acids. The record is from RefSeq and is a predicted model, not a curated record.
CGUCAUGCAUAACGUGACUUUAGUGCGUUAAACACAGGUUUACAACAUUGCUAAGCAACGCAGUCUUCAUCUUUUAACGUCGUCGCACCAACAUUACAGAAAGAUGGAAGAAGGUGAUUUCAAUUUAUCGAAUUUGAACGUUGUGGCAAACCAGAUUGCUUCGGAAAUUAAAGAAGAACAAACUAAAGUAUCGCAGACAGAAGCGCCACAGCAACAGAUUGAGGACGCCAGAUUCUCAUGGACUGAUGAUAGUAUUGAAGUAAAGAACAUUGAUAUGCACGAAAGCCGUGGAGAAAUUGCGGACGAUUCUAUCAACUAUUCAGCAGACGAUGAGGAUCAGAAUUACGACCCGUUACUCGAUGAAAAACUCAAGGCAACAUGUUUUGUUAAACCAACGUUGAAGGAACACCCAUCUCAAGCCGAGAGUUCCUCCACACCCUACCAAGAGGUCGAAUUAGAUGAGAAUUAUUGCAACGGUUAUGUUUCUUCCAUGAGGCUCGUUAUUAACCCAGACUCCGGUUCAAGCGACGACGAGGAAACUUCUAAUCAAAAGAAUGUAGAUAACAACGGAUCUGAGACAACCCCUGUGAAAGUUCCAGACGACAAUAAACCCGAAAACAACGAUCAAGAUAAUAAAACAGAGAAUGUGAACGGGGAACAGGAGCCUGAAGCUAAGAACGAGACGGCUGCUUUUAAUGAUCUUGGUAGCGAGAGCAAGACAAAGACUGAAAGUCAAGAAGUCUCGAAUGCACCAUAUGAACAAAAUGUCCAGUCAAAUACAAUCCAAGUUCCCCAAACACAAACAACGUGUACUGGACAGUAUCUGGAAUCUGGCACUACUUGCUACGUUUAUCAGCAAGUUCCUCAGAACUUUGCCUCUGACGCCUCUGGAAACCUCGUCUACUACCAGGUGCCAUGUCAAGGUUUGCAGUGUAUUAAUGGUAACUACUAUUAUCUCCCUCCAGAAUAUUCCUAUGUGGUGACUGAGAACCAAAGUUAUGAACAAAUUAAACCAGGAGAAUCAACCGUUUCUACGCAGAUCGCAACAGAGAAUGGAAAAGACGAUAAAGUGCCUGAGGAGGAAAAUAAAACACCUGUAUCUAGAAGUCCGUCCGAUGGUAAUGAAAACGACAAGACAGUGCCCGUGGAAGGCAAUCGGAAACAUUUGAGUAGUGCCGCCGAAUCGACAGAAAUACCCCGGAUGGAAGAGGGCUCCGUCGAGACUCACUACCAGUAUUUGCCAUGUGGAGAACACGACGCUGAAACCAUGCCGUUUAAUCCUUACCAGACGUUACAGCAGCCCCUGUUUGCCGCCGACAUAUACCACCCAUAUAUGGAGCCUGUCAGACUAAACACCAACUUCCAAUAUCCGGCGGUAUAUGUCUCCCAAUAUGGCCUAAUCACAGUCCUACUGAAGCACGACGUCUCUGUGGAGAUGACAGCUGACAGGGCAAUCCGACUUGUCAGUCACCAGAAAAACCUCGUCGUUGCAUCGAGUGCAACUGGAGACAGCAACUUCAUAGUCCACCCAGCGGGGAAAAUAUCCCACACAGCAUCGACCGUGGAGGCAGACAUCUAUCUAAACAGACGCGUGAAAAUGACGGAUGAACAGAUCGUUUUUGGCAACGCAAAUCAGACCUUCAAGUUUAACACCGAAAAGGUUGAAGUGGAGGAGAAACCCGAUUUUACAAGACUGUCCAAAAAUAGUUCCGUCAGCAUUCUGUUUUCAUCCAACAAUGUCCCCGACCAGAACCUUGUGAUGAACUGCCUGGACCUCAUUGCCAGUGCACAUUACGAGCCUCUUCAUCAGAUAGCUGGUGGAUACAUGGUCAAGAUAAACAAUAUCAAGGUCAUCCAGACAAAUAAAGGCGAUGUCAAGGUCAUUUGCGCGGACAAGUACAUGAGACUUUCUCCAAGGGGAGAAGAUUUGCACAUAAGAAGCAAAUACUUCAUUGAAAUGGGCAUCGAAUCCGACUGGAGUGUUUGGAUCAACCAUGGCAAAAAUUUCCUGAGAGCCAACCGUCUGGGUUUUAUCCUCUGCAAUAGUAACAUCGAGGCUGGGUUUGACGCACACGAUUACGUCAGGGCUUGUCGGGUUCCUAGUGGAAUCCCGAUACAUGUGGAGGGGUCCUAUUUCUCCAAGCGGCGUUAUGUACCCAGGACGCGGAAGAAAUCUACCAAAGAGCUUGAUUAGAAAGAUUUGAUAACAGAUACAUUUGUACAUUGUUAUGUUAUGACCUAAAGAG